This is a messenger RNA of Asterias rubens (European starfish), 3999 nucleotides long. RefSeq lists its product as uncharacterized. The transcript has 7 exons. The record is from RefSeq and is a predicted model, not a curated record. Gene Ontology annotation, cellular component: cytoplasmic ribonucleoprotein granule; nucleus. Gene Ontology annotation, molecular function: RNA endonuclease activity; mRNA binding. The coding region runs from base 95 to 2656 and encodes 853 amino acids. NCBI's taxonomy places the organism in Eukaryota, Metazoa, Echinodermata, Asteroidea, Forcipulatida, Asteriidae.
GCAGCACACACACACAUUCAACUGAAUUUUGUUUCGUUCAGUCAUCAUGGAGGUCGGGACUUCCCCUUGCAUUUUUCAUUGAUGAUCACCAACAAUGUCGUCUAAGCAGUCUAGCCUCGCUGCGUCCGACCAGUUCACCAUCUCCCGAGCCUCGUUGCCGAGCCUCCUUGAGUGGACAGAACGUCUUCAAGAACGAUUCAAGGUUAAGAUCGAUAUUCAGUGGGAGUUAGAGGGGAUCGUCCAGCAAGAUGCCCCUCAAGUGCGAUGGGUCUACCUUUUCAGCAAUAACUUGGAGGACUGUCAUGCAGCAAAGACUUACAUCAUCACGCUCUGUGAUCCGCUGCAUAAGCUUAAUGUCACUUACCCAGAGGACAUUCACGAUACCCUAAAAUCCUCACAAGGUAAGCUUGAAGUUAAGUAUUCGGUCGUGAUUCAAUUCACUAAGACUGGCCAGCUGAUAAUCAAGAGCCAAGACCAGAUGAAUAUGAUGUUAGUUCUGUCUUACAUUGAAAGCUGUGCAUCAGAGUUGGAGAGGACAUCCUUUCUGGAGACCCCAAGGAGGUCGCCGAGAACAUCCUCGGCUGCUUCAAGAAGACGAGAGAUCAAAGAGCAGCUCCCAUAUGUGGAAGAUUUAGAGACAGAUAGCAUUGUAACAACAGCAGAUGAAGCGGAGGAAGCGCCCUCUGCUGCUGAUAGAUCAACACUGAUAGAUUCAAAACAUCAGUUGAAGAGAAGGCCACGCUGUGAAAAAACAAACAAUACGUUGCUUGCUCCUCAAGAUUUUGUGUUCUCCUCUAGUGCGAUAUCUCCAGAUAGAAAGAUGAUAAAAUCAUCGCAACUUGGUGACCUCAGUCCAAAAUCAAUUUCCUCGGAUAAUUUGUGUACAUUUUACGAUUUAAACGCACGACAAAAACAAGUCGUCCAGAGAAUACUGCAGAGGGGGGAAUAUACAAAAGCACAGGUGGAAAGAACGUUGGAGCGGAAACAAAACGACUGGAAGUGCUCUGAUUUCCCGGAGCUCAUUCGCGCUGAGAGAGACAGGAGAAAGGUGCCACAGACCUCCUCCAGGAAUGACCCCUCGGGGGAUCGCCUGGUCGAUUUGAAAGAAACACAAGGAUCUCUAAUGCAGAGCCUCGAGUCGCCACCUCAUUCUCCUCAGUGUUCCAAGACGGCAGCGUUCUUACCCAAAAGAUUCUCAUCUCCUCUUACUACGGGACCUCUCGAAGACUUUAUCAGUGGCUCUGAUAUCAGUGAAAGCUUCAUCACAAUCAGUGACAGCGAUGGUACUGUCGUUGAGAGCGAUGACCCCAUCACCAUCCUGAGUCAUAACGAGUCUGAAUACAUCGUAGUUAACUCCUCCGAGGAAUCUGAUACACCGGAGACAUUCUACGUUCCAACGCCUCCUUCAAGACGCAAGUCGUCGUCUGGCGAGAAAGAGCUGCAUGGGGUUGUCGAGGGUUUACGUCAACAGCUUAAGGAGCUACAGGAUAAGCUGGAGAAGGACAAGCAGGAGCAGCAACAGCAGUUUCAAGAGAAGUUGCUGGAACAGGAAAUAAAAAUAAAGGCAGAGCAGGGUGUUCAGAUCCAGAAGCAGAUUCAAGAACAGCAACAGCUCAAGAAGAAAGAAACGACUCCGAAGGCACCUCUUAAUCAGAGUCUGACUGAGGAUCUUGUGAUCGCACCGGCAAAGCGGAACAAAGACAGUCCACUUAGACCUGUUGUUAUUGAUGGUAGCAAUGUAGCUAUGAGUCAUGGGAGGGGUAGAAUCUUCUCUUGUCGUGGAAUCGCAAUCUGCGUCCAUUACUUCCAGCAACUCGGUCAUCAAGACAUCAUGGUCUUUGUGCCUUUAGGGCGACGGACUCAACACCCAGAUAGCCGAGACAGACCGAUACGGGAUCAACCUAUUCUGGAUCAACUGAAGAAGCAAGGGCUACUUUCGUACACGCCGUCACGGAGGAUUGGACACUCCUACGUCAAUUGUUAUGAUGACAAAUUUAUCGUUGAGCUUGCAGUUGAAAAUGGCGGCGUGAUUGUCUCCAACGACAACUACAGGGACCUGAUGAGGGAGUCAUCACGAUGGAAGUCUGUCAUCGAAAAUAGGUUGGUCAUGUUUACUUUUGCUGGCGAUCGUUUCAUGAUUCCUGAUGACCCUCUUGGUCGAAAUGGUCCGCAUAUACGUGAACUCUUAAGAAAGACCCCCAAGUCAAAAGCGACAACUUCAAGGACCCAACGAGUCACCCAGGUAGCACCUGCUAUGCAGCAACUCAGACCUGCUACACGUGCUGUUGCACCAGCCACUGCAUCAAGUCACAACAACAAACAGCUUGCUCAACGUGCUGCCCCUCAUUGGAGGGCAAGAUCAACAGCACCAGCAGGCAACUUAUUACCACAAGGCCCUGCCGUGGUGCACCCCGUCAAAGUAUCACCUCAAAAACCUCAAAAAAGUACACCUAAAAAGUUACUCGAGCCGACAGUCGUCACUGACGCACCAUUCGACCCAAAACUCUCGCCAUUUUUUAAGACGCUGCAACCUGUUUUUCCGGAUAACGAGGCAGAAGUUUUAAAAGUUCUGACAGGUUUUAGGGACGUGACAGAACUGAAUGAUCUGUCGCUGUUGGUUCUGGCGGAGAUAAGAGAUGGUUCAGCGCAGACUUAGGGCCAAUCCGAAUUGACGUCUACGGCUACGGCUACGGCUACAACUGUUGCUAUUGGGUGUGGCUCGGGAUGUCCUAUACUUCAACGCACGAUAUCGCGAAAAUCUAACUGUAGCCCUACACAUGUAGCUCUAGCCGCCGAUUCGGAUGAGGCCAUUUUUUCCACUAGCGCAAGUUUCGGAUCAUGACGACACAGCCUCUUUAAAAACCUUCCAUGGAUGACUUAUUUUGUCGUCUAGUUACUGAGUCACAAUAGAGCGAUCCAUUAGGCUUUGCCCACGGCACAGGAAGACCACGUGCACCUCUCCAAUGCCAUUCUGCACAACUCUGCCAAGCUCCCCAAGCAAACGAGCAUGCAUGUCGGCCAUUAAUUUGUCAGACUUUUGGCUGCGAUAUGGGUUGUGAUCGGUCAAUACGUAAUGGGGCAGGGCUUAAUGAAUCGGUCUAUUUCUUGAUUUGUGUAAUUCAUAAUCAUAGACGUUAAACCAAAGUUUGUAUAAGAGAGAUUGGAUGUUGCCGUCUUGGGGUUUAUAUCCCUUUGUGGGAGUUUUCAGAGUUGUCUCGAUAUUUCAAACAAACUUUCAAAAUGCUUUAUGUCAGGCAUGAUAUUCUUCCUACUUUUGACUAAUUUCCGUUUUUUUGUUUUGUUGUUGGAAAAAAAACAGAAAAAUUGUGAUUAAAUUGCCGAAAUAAAAGUCACCUGAAGCUUCACUACGUGUAGGUAAACACACAGGUUGCUCGUUUUGCUCUAAAAAUAACAAGUGACUCACUGUCUUCCAUGGACCUGGAUUAACCAUGCCUGAUAUGUACCAGUAAGCAGAUAAUUCUGCUAACCAACUUCUAGUCAAAUUCUUGUACAAGAUUUAAUAUGCAAUGAUGCGUUUCCCAUUCCUCUCAUAGUGUUUACUUGGCACAGAAAUUUAUUUUUGGAUUUAAAUUGUUUGUAAAAAAGUACUAUCAUUUCAAUUUACAUUUCAUUUAAAUUGGUAAACUAUCAAGUUUUGCCAAGUGGAGUUUUUUCUUCUACUUUCCCUUUUUUAAAAUUCACUUUAAAUAUUGUUGGUGCUAAAUUAAUAUGAAGUUGAAAUUGUACAACUUAUUCGCAAUUUAUGUUUCCAGGUUUGGGAUAAGAAGUUUUAAAUUUUAUCUGAAUCUUGAGAGUUUAAACUUAAAGUUGAAAUUAUUUAAAGAUUUAUUCAGUCAAUUUCCUUUGUGAUUUAAAAUUACUUGACAAACAUAUUAGUCUUACUUUUCUGAUUUAAAGGCAGCUGACCGCAUACUUAUGUUAUACUUAAAGGAACACGUUGCCUUGGAUUCGACAAGUGGGUCUUUGAAAAGUGUUUGA